Molecule: messenger RNA, 313 nt
Organism: Drosophila pseudoobscura
Lineage: Eukaryota; Metazoa; Arthropoda; Insecta; Diptera; Drosophilidae
Exons: 1
Coding region: 48-233 (61 amino acids)
Source: RefSeq, a predicted model, not a curated record
AAGUGUUUACUUUGUGUGUAGAAAAGCGGAAGCUAUCAUCCAUCAUCAUGCUCUUGAAAUGCACUUGGCUACUGCUCCUGCUGUUGUCCCUGAUGGCCGGUGCCUGGGCCAGCAGCUGUCCCUCGGGCUUCAGCGCUGAGAGCGAUCGGUGUGUCAAGGAGCGACCCAUCCACGGCACCUGUCCCCCGGGGUCCACCUACUUGCUCAACAUCAAUAAAUGUGUGCAUGCCUAGGGCCGUCAUUGAAAGGAUUCUUACAAUUGUUAUUGUUAUUAUCAAUGUGAACAUGAAUAUAUCUGCAAAAAUGUGAAAUA